Messenger RNA from Branchiostoma belcheri (Belcher's lancelet), 987 nucleotides. RefSeq names its product leucine-rich repeat-containing protein 15-like. Lineage: Eukaryota; Metazoa; Chordata; Leptocardii; Amphioxiformes; Branchiostomatidae. Gene Ontology annotation, molecular function: protein binding. The record is from RefSeq and is a predicted model, not a curated record. The transcript has a single exon. The coding region runs from base 1 to 987 and encodes 328 amino acids.
AUGGGAAGAAAGAUGCGACACAUGUUGAUUUUCCUUCUAAUCAUCCUGAAGGAACCCAACAUGCAAGAAGCUGGCUGUGGGUUGAAAAUCUGUACCUUUGGAAAACAUGGUCUCAGAAGCAUCCCCCAGAACUAUCAGAACAAAAAAACCAUCGAGUUUAUGAAUUUAAAUCAUAACAAUAUAAAAAUGAUUCCAUCUGGUAUAUUUAAUAACCUACCCAAGCUAGAAAAGUUGUUGCUUGUUUCCAACAAGAUAACAAAAAUUCAGCCUGGUGCAUUUGCGAAUGUACCCCGCCUAGAAGAGCUGCGCCUUGAAAACAACCAGAUAACAAAGAUUCAGGCGGGUACUUUUGCAAACGUACCCAAACUACAAAAGCUUAACCUGGAAAACAACAAGAUAACAAAGAUUGAGGCUGGUACAUUUGUAAAUCUGCCCGUGCUAGAAAGGUUGAUACUGUGUCUCAACGUAAUAACAAUGGUUCAGCCUGGUGCAUUUGCUAAUGUACCACGCCUACAACACCUGUCCUUACAUGACAACCAGAUAACAAAGAUUCAGGCUGGUGAAUUUGCAAAUCUACCCUGGGUAGAAUAUUUGUUACUGCAGAAAAAUCAGAUAAAAGUAAUUCAACCCGGUGCAUUUGCAAACCUACACCAACUCAAAUAUUUACAUCUUCACUACAAUCAGAUCAAAAUGAUUAAAUCUGAGACAUUUGCAAACCUACCACAGCUCCAACUGUUGAACUUGUCCCACAACCAGAUAACUAACAUCCAUUCUGGUGCAUUUGAAAAUGUGCCGUUAUUCCAAACUUUGGACCUACAGAACAACAACAUGUCGUCCAUCCCCCUGUCAGGCCUUGGUCUGUUCAUAUCUAUAAUUACCAUAAAAAUCGAUGGGAACCCCUGGCAGUGUGACUGUAGGAUGACUCCCUUCAGGCUAAACCUUGCGUUCAACGAGCAGAUAGUAUGUACCCAAACCCGACAAAGUUAA